AUGACCAUACUCAAGUUUGCGCCGUUCAGCACCAACAUUCAUCCGACUUUCUGGCAUGAACUUUCAUCGCUCAAGAUCGACAAGCUUCAACUUAGCGAUGAGUCGGUGGACAUUAUCGCUCGCUACUCCGCAGGUAAAGUUGUCCUGGAUCGUCAGACUGGUGAAGCAGUGUCGCUUGGCAGUCAGAUCAGCUUGGACGCGACCAGUUUGCAAAGCGACAAGGUGUCGCACGACUCGAAUGCCACCCAGAUUGCUUCGACAUCCGAAUCCACUCUUCCGCCAUCUGCUUCACAAAACGAAUUCGUGCUCUUUGCUCGUGGCAUCCUCAAGAACUUCAACACCAUCGAAGCUUUCCGCAAUGCAGACAAGCAGGCAAUCUUUGAUUCGACCCUCCAAGACAUCUGGAAGGGCCUGGCUACUAAGGAGCAGCAUCCCGAACCCUUUUUGACCUCCUUCUUGGCUCUCACCUUCGCGGAUCUCAAGAAAUACAAGUUCUACUACUGGUUUGCGCAUCCUGCCCUCGUCACGAACCCGCCCUGGGAGCUCGCCGACGGCGGUGUGGGCGCAGACGCUUGGAAGCCGAUUGAUUCGAUCUUCGAGUCUGCUCAUUGCAACAUUCUCGCGACAUGGAUACUACAAAACAGUGAAGCAAAGGGCUUCUUCCUGUUCAAAGCAGCACGCCGUGGAGAUGCUCAGUGCGGUAGGAUAUCCACAUUCGAUGCCUUCUUCAAAGGAGUGCCGGAGGACGAGCGCUACAUCGGCUUUGUGGAUCCAUCAGGUGCAUCACAGACCCCGGGUUGGCCACUCCGCAAUCUCCUCGCGUAUCUUCACGCCCACUUUGGUGUCGAAGAGGCCCAAGUGAUCUGCUGGAAAGAUGAGCCGGGAGCCGGGUUUACAGCGAUAGAGCAGCAGAAUCGGCUUCGCAGUGUGGUGGGCCACGUCCGUCUUCCAGCCGCCAUCGCCGCAAAAGAUGGCGAUGGCCCGUCGAUUUCAGGACUUCAAUAUGGAGGCAAAGCAACAAGGAUCACUUGCAAGGCAAACGACCCUUCCUUGCCGAGUGGAGUGGGCUGGGAGAGAAAUGUACAGGGCAGAUUGGCUCCAAAGGUAGCAGAUCUCGGCCCCAUCAUGGAUCCAAGAAAGCUAGCAGAUCAGGCGGUCGACCUCAACCUCAAACUCAUGCGCUGGAGAAUCAUGCCCGAGAUCAAGCUCGAGACCAUUCAAUCCACCCGCUGCCUCCUUCUUGGUGCAGGAACGUUGGGCUGCUACGUUGCUCGCGCCUUACUUGGCUGGGGUGUGCGUCAGAUCACGUUGGUAGACUCAGCCAAAGUCUCCUUUUCGAAUCCAGUGCGACAGCCGCUCUUCGAUUUUGAAGAUUGUCUCGACGGCGGACAGCCCAAAGCAGAGUGCGCAGCGAAAAAGCUGAUGCGUAUUUAUCCAGGUGUGGAAGCCAAAGGUAUCAGCCUUAGCAUACCCAUGCCGGGACACCCAGUACCACCAAGCAGUGAGCAACAGGUCAAGGCGGAUGUUGAAAGAUUGGAAAAGCUGGUGGACGAGCAUGAUGUCAUUUACCUUCUCAUGGACUCGAGAGAAAGUCGAUGGCUUCCGACAAUGUUGGGCGCAGCCAAGUGCAAGCUGGUGAUCAAUGCUGCGUUGGGAUUCGACAGCUACUUGGUGAUGCGUCAUGGUGCCCCGCCCGACUCUGUCAAUGCGAGCGUACCGGCGGUGCAAGGAACUGAUGCGAGCAAGAGCUGGCACGGGCGUCUUGGCUGCUAUUUUUGCAACGAUGUGGUGGCUCCAUCCGACUCGCUGACCGAUAGGACGCUAGACCAGAUGUGCACAGUCACGCGACCUGGUCUCGCAGCAAUCGCAGGUGCGUCCGCAGUCGAGCUGAUGGUCUCAGUGCUGCAACAUGAUCUGGGUCUGCACGCACCAGCCACGGCGGGCGAAUCAUCGAGGCAAGGCGUGGAGGAUGCACAGGCCAUUGCAAAUGCCACGACCGUCCUCGGCAUAGUUCCACACCAGCUACGCGGGUUCUUGGCGCUGUUCAACACGCUGAGAGUUGUUGGACAAGCAUACGAUCGUUGCACCGGCUGUAGUGCUUCCGUGGUCGAAGCUUAUCGGUCGAAGGGAUUUGAGAUGCUUCUUCAAGCUUUCAACGAAGAUAAGUAUUUGGAGCAACUGACUGGGCUGGACAAGAUGUACGAGGAGGCUGAAGAGCUUGAAGCUGCGUUGGAUUGGGAUGUUGAGGAUGAGGACGAAGAUGACGCUUUCUGA
Molecule: messenger RNA, 2274 nt
Organism: Ustilago hordei
Lineage: Eukaryota; Fungi; Basidiomycota; Ustilaginomycetes; Ustilaginales; Ustilaginaceae
Product: putative APG7 - component of the autophagic system
Exons: 1
Coding region: 1-2274 (757 amino acids)
Biological process (GO): piecemeal microautophagy of the nucleus; autophagosome assembly; autophagy of mitochondrion
Cellular component (GO): cytoplasm; phagophore assembly site
Molecular function (GO): Atg8 activating enzyme activity; Atg12 activating enzyme activity
Source: RefSeq, a predicted model, not a curated record